UGCAGCAAUUACACCCACUACUCCUCAUUUCUCCCACACACACACACACACAACACACACUGAAUUUCUACUAUGGGCGCCACAGAAAACGGGUCAGCCGCUCAACCUCUCAAGUUCUUGAUCUAUGGUCGAACAGGAUGGAUUGGCGGGCUGCUCGGCAAGCUCUGUGAGGCCCAGAAAAUCGACUACGUAUACGGGUCGGGCCGGCUCCAGAACCGGGCUUCACUGGAGGCCGACAUCGAAUCGGCCCAGCCGACGCAUGUUUUCAAUGCCGCAGGGGUGACGGGCCGCCCCAACGUCGAUUGGUGCGAGUCUCACAAGGUGGAGACCAUCCGCACGAAUGUUGUCGGCACGCUGACGCUUGCCGACGUAUGUAGGGAGAAGGGUCUAGUGUUGAUUAACUAUGCCACGGGGUGUAUUUUUGAGUACGAUGCUGCGCAUCCUCUGGGGUCGGGUAUCGGGUUCAAGGAAGAGGACACGCCCAACUUCAUCGGAUCCUUUUACUCCAAGACCAAAGCAAUGGUUGAGGAUUUACUAAAGAACUAUGAGAAUGUCUGCACGUUGCGAGUCAGGAUGCCCAUCUCAUCCGAUCUUUCCAAUCCGCGUAAUUUCAUCACAAAGAUAGCGAGGUAUGAAAAGGUGGUCAACAUACCCAACUCCAUGACAAUCCUAGAUGAACUUCUUCCCAUAUCCAUUGAGAUGGCUAAGAGAAAUCUCACUGGAAUUUGGAACUUCACAAAUCCGGGAGUCGUCAGCCAUAACGAGAUUUUAGAGAUGUAUCGUGAAUAUAUAGACCCAAACUUCACUUGGACAAACUUCACUCUUGAGGAGCAGGCUAAGGUGAUAAUUGCCCCAAGGAGUAACAACGAGCUCGAUGCCACCAAACUAAAGCAAGAAUUUCCUGAACUCUUGUCCAUCAAGGAUUCUCUCAUUGAGCACGUCUUCAAGCCCAACCGAAAGACCCCUGUAGCCUAAAAAUAUCAGAGGUUUGGAUUAGUUUCACCAGCUGUUACGGUUUCUUGUCUUCCUUCAUGUGGACCGUCUCAUUUUCUCUCACGCAAUUCUGUUCCAAUAUUACAUGCAUGAUUUCCUUUUUUUUUUUGUGUACUGAAUGUUGUAUUGUAUUAAUUGCAACAUUGAAUAAAUGAGAUAGAAAUGUUACAUUACUGUGUUUACAGCCCA
Molecule: messenger RNA, 1182 nt
Organism: Sesamum indicum (sesame)
Lineage: Eukaryota; Viridiplantae; Streptophyta; Magnoliopsida; Lamiales; Pedaliaceae
Gene: NRS/ER
Product: nucleotide-rhamnose synthase/epimerase-reductase
Biological process (GO): S-adenosylmethionine biosynthetic process
Cellular component (GO): methionine adenosyltransferase complex
Molecular function (GO): methionine adenosyltransferase regulator activity
Source: RefSeq, a predicted model, not a curated record